UGAUGGGUCCUGAUGUGAGCUGACAGUGUCCGCUGCUGGCUGCUGCCUUAACUGCACGCCGGCAUCAGUGAACAGCAUCACAGCAGCAGGACAGCAGCUUUGCUGCAUCCACAGAACGCGGUGAUGCUCCUGCAUCCGCACAAGCAGAGCUUUCCUCCUGUGUGCGUUGAAAGACUGUAAAGGAUCAUUCGUUUUUCCUCUCGCCUUCGUUCAGCUGCAUCCAGCUGACUGUCAACAGGUGUGCGGCUCAGUCUCCCAUGAGCCCAGCAGGUUUAAUUACUGCAACAAACAGCAGAUGGCUCUCUUGAGUUUUUUUCUAAUUUCUGUGUGAUUGAAGCUGGAAUUAUAGUCAGCCUAAACCCAGCAAAAUUGCUAAAACUGUUCUUUAAAAUGUUUAUUAUAGGGAGAAGACAUUCAGAUUCGCAUUAAUAUUUGAGGUGAGGGUUCCUCACACGUUGGGGUGAGGGUGUCACCUCGCUUUGGUGGACCUGAGGCACCUUUUGGCGCAUGUCAUGGGGAGGCAGCUGUGAAGAAAGCCUCUCAAAGUGUGGUGCUGAAAUGCACGGAGCUGUCCGCGGUGCUGAAAUGAAGGCUGCAGCCUGACGUUUCUGCUUUUCUUUGACGCACAAAGUGAAAGGCAUUUAGUUGGAUGUUUUUGGACACCAUAUGGGGGGGUGUUGGGGUUUGAAUAAUGCACCCCACAUUUUUUUUAUUCUGCAAUGAGAUUCUGACUGUAAAGUCGCCUGAAAGUGUCUCCUCCUCAGAGGAGUGAAAGAUUGCACGCUACCAGCAGCAUGCAGAGCGGCGGUUUAUCCACCUCCGAGCAGCAGGGGCUUGAAGAGGGAGGGUGUGGGGGAGGACAUCCUCCACCGUCAGGCGUGUACUAACGAGUGUUCAGGACUUGUUGAUGAGAAGAUUUAAGAGAUGUGUUGAUUUAAGAUUAACCGAGUGACCAGUUCUUUAUUUAUUUUUCCCUUUUGACUUGGAGGAAUAUUUGGCUUCUCGGGAAAAUCCUUCCUGCGCUCUGGUUACGCGUCAUGACGCGCGGAUCGCUUGUCCGUUUUUAAAAAAAACGCAUCCAUCUUUGCAAAAAAAUACCAUCUUCACAGAUUUUUCCCCCCCUUGAAUACACGAAGAGACUCUAAAUGCUGGAUUAGAAAUCCUCAUCUUUUUUGGCACCGCUCCUAUCCUGUCUCUGCGUCCCCCCGUGGCUCCUCGGGGGACCUCGUCGCUGGUUUCUUCUUGGAAACUUGGCUUGGCCCCGCGCUGCGCGCUUCAGCCGGGCGUGAUCCUUGUAGGAGGCGCCUGUGUUUGUUUUAAUUGCUGGCGGCGCGCUGCACGGGCGUCCCCGCGUCUUCUGAUAAAGCAGUCUGGCAGAGGGAUCAGGGAAGACGAACAAGAGGAGGAGGAGGGGGUCGGAUUUCAGGGGAAAAAAAAGAUUUUGAUGCACGUGACCACUCCACAGACAGUGAGCAGAAAAAAAGGACCGUAUAGGUAUGAAUAAUCCCUCUGGAGUAUCAGCGCGCGCGAGUCUGACAUUGCUCUCCAUCCAUCACUGAUGUGUGGAUUUACGCAUUCCAUUUUCUCCCACCCCAAUUUUUUUUUUCUUUUCGAUGAAGACAAUUUGCUUUCAUGUCAUGUGUUCUCGGACUGAAAUAAGAAUGAGAUUCUAGAGAUUUGCCCAGCUGGAGUUUGACAUCACCCAUAGCUGCGACCAUGGGACUGUGACCCGCCGGGGCUGCGAGCUCUGACAGGCGACUGUUUGUGUAGUCUGUGCUCCGCCGGGCGCAGACUGGACCUGAGCAGCUGUGACAUUUUGAGCCAUGGCUGCUGCCAUCGCGAGUGGGCUGAUCAGGCAGAAGAGACAGGCGCGGGAGCAGCACUUGGACCGACCCUCCACCAACCGACGCAGAAAAAGCCCCAACAAGAACAAGGGGCUCUGCAAUGGGAAUCUGGUCGACAUCUUCUCCAAAGUGCGCAUCUUUGGUCUCAGGAAACGGAGACUACGGAGACAAGAUCCCCAGCUCAAGGGUAUAGUGACCAGGUUAUAUUGCAGGCAGGGAUACUACUUGCAAAUGAACCCUGAUGGCUCUCUUGAUGGGACCAAGGAUGACAGCAGUAAUUCCACUUUGUUUAAUCUUAUUCCUGUGGGCCUCAGAGUUGUCGCCAUUCAGUCAGUGAAGACAGGGUUAUACAUCGCCAUGAACGGGGAAGGCCAUCUCUACACAUCAGAACUCUUCACAGCAGAAUGCAAAUUUAAAGAGUCCGUGUUUGAGAACUACUACGUGAUCUACUCGUCCAUGUUGUACAGACAACAGGAAUCGGGGAGAGCGUGGUUUCUAGGGCUUAACAAAGAGGGCCAAGCCAUGAAGGGGAACCGAGUCAAAAAAACAAAACCAGCUGCCCACUUCCUGCCUAAGCCAUUAGAAGUCGCUAUGUACAGGGAGCCAUCGUUGCAUGAUGUUGGAGAAACGGUGCCCAAGGCGGCGGUAGCUCCCAGUAAAAGCACAAGUGAGCCUCCGAUGAUGAACGGUGGCAAACCUGUCAGCAAGCCGGACAAACCCCCGACAUAGCCACGCCUGAUCGGUGUCUUGUGUGCACUGGGAAAAAAAGGGAGAAAAGUGAUGGAGACAGGGCUUUUUUUCUAGACUAGACUAAACUCCAGACUCUGUUUCUACUGUGGAUCACAUCUGAGCAAACCUCCCUUCCUCCAUUCUCUUGCUCCUCCUCCUCCUCGUCCAUCCUCUUUUUCUCCAACGAUCUCGACGGAAAUGGAUUCUGAAAAUUUCCAGCACAGGAGGAAAGAGGAGCUCUGAUCUCGGAAUGCCUUUAGGUUCCUCUAAAAACUGUGAAAAAUCCUAAUGACGCUUGUGGUACCGCUUGAUAAAAGUUUGUCCAGAAAAAACAAAAAAACAAAAACAAAAAAAAAACAGCAAAAUAAACAAAAAUAAAACCUUCCUUUCUCUAUAUGCCCUGUUGCAGCAGAGUCGGUGUACCUUCAGAUAUAUUUUCUAUACAGCAGUUCACCAGCUACGUUCUGGGAUAGAGACAAUAUAGAUAAAUCAAAUAUUUGGAUUGUUGUCCUAUAUUUUUUACAAAUAUGUUGUCCUCUCCUCCUCUUUCUAUCUAUAAACACACCUUUCUCUUUGUCAAAGAACAUAGAAGAAAAUACAUUUUGCAAGAGAGUUGUUUGGUUUUCUAAAAGAACAUAACUGAGGCAUCAGGAGCAGGAAAACACCAUAAACAAUCCAUUCUUUUGCCUAAAACAUUGCACACACUUUUCAAAGAAAGUCACACACACAUAAAAAUAUAUAUAAUAAAGUUUGUGUGGCAAAUCCGAGCUGUUGCUUUUUUUGCAGUGCAUAAAAACACAUUGGAGGCUGACGGAUAGCUUCUGCAAUCAUAGUUGAUUAAGUGCUAAUUACCGCCACUGCAAUCAAAGCAAGAAGCUCCUCACACACACACAAACACAUUUACAGACAGGUGUGCGUGUGGGUGGAAGAGGGCUGUGAUGAAUGGUGUAUACAUAUCACUAUGUUCCACCAGCGGUUCAGUCCGCUUUUCUCUGGUAAAAAAAAGAAAAGCUGAAGUCUAUUUUUCUUUAUCUUUAUUUCAGAGCGUGGGCUCUAGGAAUAUUUCUAGGCCUUGUAGGCCUCUGUCAAUCACUCAACUGACAUCGUCGGACUGCGAGGCAGGGCUUGCAGCUUUGACCCAGAUGGUCUGCGACUGCAGCACCGGCGGUCUUUAUAUGGCACUACUGCUCAAACCAAUAUAGCUGUAAACCAGUUUGUGACAUUUAUACUGGAUGCGUCCCUGCUUGGUUCAGCAAACUAAAGCAUGGAUGAGGUUGUGUUCUCUUUUCGCAGCAGUAAUACAAGAGACGGCUUCUAGUGUAUCAUUAUCAUUGUAUAAAUCUUAGGGAAAAUGUCUAUUUAAAUCAUAACUUUUUAAACGACUAAAUAUUAUUGUUCUUGUUAUGAGGGAAUUUGUCUCCUAACUCAGCAUGCAGAGUCCAGUACUGAUCAUCUCGGCCUAUCACGUGCCUGUUUGGACCUUGACUCCCGGCAUGCAAAAACAAGAUCCCAGUCCCCACUGGGCCAAAGGUGCCUCGGUCACCCAUUCAUGUAGAGGAUACGUAGCAUUGCUCACAAAAAACAAAAUAUAAAAAAAUCACACUUCUCCAUUCUGAAAUGACCAAAGUCUUUUUCAUCCCAACAAAAAUUGAGUAUGGAUCACAUCCUAUAGCACAUCUCUCAGACCCAUCUAAGCUUUCACUGUGAUAGCAUUCAUUAGUAUAGGAAGAAUCACCUCUGCUCAGACCUACAAGGUCUUGACUGAUGUCAUUUUUGGGGAGAUAUAGCUUGAAUGAGUCACAUGCAUGAGAUUUCGGUAGGAACCAGGUAAGGGCUUUGCUCUUGGGCAGUCUUGCAGCUAACCCGAAAGUAAUCCACUACGCUUGGUUGUUUGUCACGGCAGUUUAUCAAAACUCCUAUCUUUUUGCUUUGAUUACUUUUUCUUUUUUUUUACCAAACAAGAUUUACAAUAGUAAAGAUUGCUGCUGAAUGCUUCUAAAAAUGCACUUACUUUAGGAGAGGUUGAUUUGUUUUAGUUUAUUAGGGUAUAUUGUACAUGAACAUUUCUUGUAACACAACAGUGAAAAUACAUGUCUGUACAAAAGUGGUGAUGCUAUGACAGGAGUCUCAUGCUACGUUCACACCGGGCAUUAAGAACGCACUAAAUGCGCAUUCUUGAACAUGCUUUCAGCAUAUGGUGUCACACCGAAUACUACCUGAUACUAGUAGAUUUACCUACAGUUGGAAGAUGCUUGGUGCGAAAUGUCAGAGUGGAGUAAAUCUGGUGAAUCUUCCAACAGGCUUUUUCUUUCACAGCUCUAUUCCAAAACACGAAAGACUUUCUGAAUAUGAAUAAUUUCCUUACCCCUUUGGUUUCUACAUUCAGCCCUCCAAACAUAGAGUUAUGGAGAAAUAUGUCCAAAUUUCCACCCUAAUCCCUAACUACUAAAAAACUAUAUAGUGCCGGACUGUCUAGUGCCCUGGAUUUUGAAAGUAAUUUCGACACAAUGUUCACUACUUUACUAAACGCUGGAUAUGACGUCACCGAUUUCAUGAAGUGAAAAUGGAAUCAACGUAACUUCCCUGUGUUCUGAUGAUGUCCACGUUGAACACAAGGUCAAUGUUCGCUGGUCUUGUACGUAGAGCCCAAAACUUUAGCAACACAAAUGUGUAUUUAUAUUGCCUUUUUAUUGAAAGUGUUUGCUCAAAAGCGCGUUGCCGAUGCCGGUGUGAACGUAGCCUAACAGGCGCUGACCAUCACUCUUGUGGCGUUUCCUGGAUUUUACAAGCUCUACAUGCCGGACUGGUUCACACCCCUGUCCGGUUGACGUUAUUUUUGUAAAUGACAGCCCUAUAAAUGUUCGUUUUUCCUGUUAUGAUUUCACUUUUUGCAAAUCCACCUUUGGUUUGUUCUCAUCUCUCUACAAGAAUAUUAUGUAAUCUUUGUUGCUUCUGUUUUGAACCUCUUUUUUCUGUACGUUGUCCCAUCUGUUGCAUGGGGAGGAGGAUGGCGUUGAUGAUCUGCAUGUAGUAGGUUAUGUCUAUCAAGAACUGUUGGUAUGUACUGCUAAUUUUACAUAUAUGCAAUGAGUUUGUCUACAAUAUACAGUUUGUUGUAUACAUAUAUACAACAUAUUGAAUAAAAUAUUUAUAUAAAGGUGUACUGUAAUGUCAGUAACUUAAUCCUUAAUGCAAUAUAGCGUGCAGUAUAUUAUUGCACUUGUCAUUUUUUUUUUUUUUUUUUUUUUGGGAUGGGAUAAAGAAAACAGACUGAAGUGCUUGGUUAAGCAUGAAAAAAAGGCCAAAGUAGACUUACAGUAACAAAACAUUUGCUUUAUGGCUUUUAAUGAGUUUAUCCUGCUGAGCUCCUGCAUCAGUGCAGCUCUAAUCCCCUGAUGUGACCUUAACAUGAACAUCCAGCAUGCCACAGAUAAACCAUUUGUUCUUUUUUUUUUUUUUUAAUUAGUGUAGAUUUACAUGCCAGGUGUCCUGUUUAUUCAUUUUUAUGUUAUUUUUUUCCUUUCUAAAACUGAAUAGGCUCAGAAUAUUUUUAGAAGUAUAUAUAUUAUGCCCAUUGGAGUUAUGUCAUGUUAUAACAAAUUUGUAACCAUGUAUGAUGCGUUGUUUUCCAUGCAAAAUGUUGUGUCAGUGCGGCACAUUUAAUGUUUUAUUUUGGGAAAAAAAAGGAAAUAAAAAGAUUUACUUCC
Molecule: messenger RNA, 6280 nt
Organism: Oryzias melastigma (Indian medaka)
Lineage: Eukaryota; Metazoa; Chordata; Actinopteri; Beloniformes; Adrianichthyidae
Gene: fgf14
Product: fibroblast growth factor 14
Exons: 5
Coding region: 1824-2573 (249 amino acids)
Biological process (GO): fibroblast growth factor receptor signaling pathway; positive regulation of protein phosphorylation; cell differentiation
Cellular component (GO): cytoplasm
Molecular function (GO): growth factor activity; fibroblast growth factor receptor binding
Source: RefSeq, a predicted model, not a curated record